CACAGGUCCAUCAACGACACCAUGACCUCAACAGAUUCCGAACUAGUAUUCAUCAAUUUCUACACUCCUGAGAACAGCGAAUUCUACGCCGCAAAUGUCUACAGAGACCUCAACCCCAAUAAUGACGACUUUCGCCUCCUCGAAAUCCUCCCAGGACAAGGGCUUGACCGCAUCCAAUGCAGAAUCAUUCAGCCGCCAGAGACACCGGGCCUCAAAUACGAAUGCAUUUCAUACCGUGCCGGCGAUCCUACCAAAAUACUGGAGAUUGAGGUUGAUGGGCAUCCUUUCAAUGCAUUUGCAUCGCUCGGUGCUGCCCUGCGCAAAAUUCGGCAGCCUGAUGGAACCAGGGUUGUCUGGGCCGACCAGAUUUGUAUCAAUCAAAACGACGUUGCGGAAAGAGGAAGCCAAGUCUCGAAGAUGAGGGUUUUUUAUGAGAGGGCGGAAUGUGUGAUCGCUUGGCUUGGUGAUCUGAAGGGAGGGGACCUCGCAUUUCGUACGGUGCAAGAGCUUCAAGAUGAAUUCAAUCUCAAAAUGGAGCAUCGGAUAAGGGACGGUUUGUCGGCCGAGGUCGAGUCCGUUCUGAAUGACGUUGUCAAUGGCGUGGUCGACGAAUUGUUAUCCGAUAGCACAGACAUAUGGGCAAAAUACGAAGCAUUAGGCAACUUGUUUAGGUCUGAGCUCUGGAGCCGCCUCUGGAUUUGGCAAGAACUUAUUGUUGCAAAGACGAGUCACUUCAAAUGGGAUACGCACUCCGCCAAAGUUGAAGAUCUCCGGAUUGUUUUCCAAAUUUUACCACAACUAAUCGUCGUGGAAUGGCCGACCCGUAAGCCGAAGAGCCUAGAAUUGCUCAUGGGCAAUUAUCCGACUGCGCCAGCUUCGAAAGUUUUCGAGAUGUUAAAAAUUCAAACUCGGCGAAGGAUUUGGCAAGAGCAGAAAGUUCUCCCUCUCGAUCGACUACUCGACUCUGCUAGGUGGGCAUAUUCUACCGAUCCUAGAGACAAAGUUUUUGCUCUCUGUGGGCUAAGUGACCAGAAACUUGGAAUUGUACCUGAUUAUAAGGCAACUAUCCAGCAGAUAUAUAUCAGCACUGCGACGGCAAUAAUGGAGCAGGAACGAUCAUUAGACAUACUGGCUUAUUGCAAGCAUUCAGGCGUAGUUAAAGCAAUGGACUUACCUACUUGGUGCCCUGACUGGUCAUCGCAGCUUGAUGAACGAGCUGAACGAUGGCCUCUGCUCCUUGGUGAAUUUCCUGCCAAAUGCGCAUUCCGAGCAUCGCAAAGCACUUGUGGGGUUUUCCGUGUAGUUCCAGGAGGGCCAGAUACUAGGGUCCGGCUUCACACGAGCCUACUCGCUCAAGGAUUGGCAAUUGGGAUAAUUGAUAGUGUAGGAAAUUUCGAAACCGCUGAUCAGAAAACGGACGAAGAGAAGUUUCAACAUUUGCUAUCCUCGUGGGCCACACGAAUUGCCGAAAAAGACACAUUUGCCGCAGAAACUCUCCAAGAAUUAGAGAAGACUGCCACCAUCGACAACAGGGGUUUUGCCGAGGGGAACAGUUUGAAUCAUAUCGCACGCGAAAGUAACGUUCGGCGUUUGAAACUCGACGCCAUAGAAGGUCUUCGUCGAUUCGUUGUUACCUGCAAUGGCUUGAUGGGGAUGGCACCUCCUCACGUCCAAGAAGGUGACCUAGCGUGUGUUUUAUUGGGAGCUCGAGUGCCAUUUAUGUUACGGAAAUGCAAAGAAUUUUACACUCUGGUUGGAGAGGUAUACAUCAGCAAUGGUUAUAUGUACGGACGAGCAAUUGACGAAAUGGAAGCUAGAACGAGUGAAGUCCAGGAGUUCGAAAUUCGAUAGCUCUAGGAAGAGACCUCAAUACGUGGAUGGUGUGCUUAGUUCACAUGAAAAAUCAAUUAAGGGAUGGAAAUCCUGGGCUUGACCGACAAUUGGUGCUAUGUCAUGUUACACCCCCAACCGGCGGCUUUGAAUAUUAUAGCAGCCACUCAACAAGCCCUCGCACCGUUAAUCAAGAUGGAAGAGUAAUUGGGAGUCGUCAAUAAAGGUCGCAGCAGAAGCACUAAUGGUAAACAUUAGGGAGUUAUUUUAAGUAUAAAUCGUUGUGGGGCGUACUAUAGAAUGCUUCUAACAGUAUAGAAUUCAUUGAACUGGGCUAUCUCGAG
This is a messenger RNA of Hyaloscypha bicolor E, 2174 nucleotides long. RefSeq lists its product as uncharacterized. Lineage: Eukaryota; Fungi; Ascomycota; Leotiomycetes; Helotiales; Hyaloscyphaceae. The record is from RefSeq and is a predicted model, not a curated record. The coding region runs from base 22 to 1851 and encodes 609 amino acids. The transcript has a single exon.